AUGGUUAUUCGUGGUUUUACAACCGUCUCGGUGCCCACCAAAUGCUACGACAAUGGAUCCCCAGAGUGCAGUACUACUACUGAAGGUGGUCAGAACCUGUGUUGCGAUUCUUAUGACCCAACCUGCUUCACUGCUUUCUAUUCGACUACCACUUCAGAGACGUUCACAUACUUUACUUGCUCGGAUAACAUAGCAUUUUCGAAUCCUGCAACAAUGUCGACUACCAAGUUAGACACCACAACGAUAACGGGCAGCGCAGGGACCAGCAGCGCCGUGAGUUCAACAUCCGUUGGAGUGGCGGCCUCUAAUGAACCGAGCAGUCCCGAUACUGCAAAAGGUUUAACAUCUCCCACUGCGAAAGCCACAACGGCACAGCCGCCCUCCAGUGUUCCCGUCGGCGCGAUAGUCGGAGGCUCUCUGGGCGGCCUGGCUAUUACUGCUGCAGUCGCUGUAGCAUUAGUGUGGAUAUUAUGUGUGACACGUGAGGGUGGCCGAUUUCAUAAGAGCCGCCCUGUUGAAGCGAAUGUUGAUGAUACCAACGCUGGUGGUGGCGCGGCCCAACCUGGAGAGAUUGGAUGCAAGCCCGAAUUGUCUGCCACAUCACCAGCUACCGUCCCCAGAUUGAUGUCAUUACCGUCAUUCCAGCAAGGACCACAUCUGGGGAGAGGAAAUGAUUCUGCACUAAGACCAGAAUUGCCAACAGGAUAG
This is a messenger RNA of Diaporthe amygdali, 708 nucleotides long. RefSeq lists its product as uncharacterized. Bases 1 to 708 code for a protein of 235 amino acids. Lineage: Eukaryota; Fungi; Ascomycota; Sordariomycetes; Diaporthales; Diaporthaceae. The transcript is spliced from 4 exons. The record is from RefSeq and is a predicted model, not a curated record.